Molecule: messenger RNA, 948 nt
Organism: Pseudocercospora fijiensis CIRAD86
Lineage: Eukaryota; Fungi; Ascomycota; Dothideomycetes; Mycosphaerellales; Mycosphaerellaceae
Exons: 2
Source: RefSeq, a predicted model, not a curated record
ACCAGAAGAUACUCUGCCAUAUCCUGCAAGGAACCAGUUCGUGAUGAAGGAGGACUUACACGGCGAGUUUCCUGGAACAUGUUCGCCAUUGCCACCAUCGGAGUCGCCGCACGAUUUCUUUCGCGACUGGAACGUUUCAAUGGAAGCGGUUUCGGUUGGGAUGACUGGACCAUUCUUCUUUGUUGGAUCAUGCUCAUCCCAUCCGACAUCAUUCUCGAUGUGAUGACACACACUGGUCUAGGCCAGGAUAUCUGGAUGCUGCCGAACCCGGAUUAUCAAAUCACCAAGAUUCUGUACAACUUUUACGUCUCGGAAUAUACCUAUGUUGUCGAGAUUGCGCUGGUCAAAAUGUCCAUUCUGCUGCUCUACCUCCGCAUGUGGCCGGAGAGUCGAGGAAGGUCUGCCCUAUGGUUUCGCAGAUCUUGCUACAUCUUGAUGACCCUGCUUGGGUUCUUUACGCUGAUCUGUAUGGUGGUCCUUGGCUUGCAGUGCCAACCCAUCUCGUUCUCCUGGACUCGCUGGGAUGGAACAAUACUGACGUUUGGAUGCAGAGGGACAUGCGUCAACCUGAAUGCUCUCAUCUUCGCGACGGCUGGCCUCAACAUCAUGUUUGACAUCAUGACCAUUCUCCUGCCGGUGCCAAAGCUGUGGUCUCUAUCGAUUCCUACCAGAAAGAAGAUUGCCGUCGUACUCACAUUCACCAUCGGACUGCUGGUCACUUUCUGCAGUAUCAUCCGACUGCGCACUCUUGCCGUCUGGGGCGAAGAUCCCAAUGUCACCUACCAAUACAACCCCAUUGCAAUCUGGAGUAAUGUUGAGAUCAACCUCGGCGUUGUGUGCGCGUGCAUGCCGGCCGUUGCAGGACUUCUCCAGAGAUCAUACACAAAGAUUACCGGCAAACAAUUCAGCAGCUAUGGCAAGAACUCCGCAAUGAUGAAGAGCGCGGAA